AUCAGAGAAGGGGAAUACUAUGAAGAAAUGAUGCGCUAUCUCCGGAGGAAUCUUGCAUUAUACCCAUACCACCUUGCAGACUAUAUAUGCCGAGUAUUGAGGAUCUCGCCAUUCAGAUAUUACUGCGACAUCCUUUUUGAAACUAUGAAGAACGGUAAUCCCUUUUGCGAGUUUGUGUUUCUUAAGCAUCCUAUAAUCUUAGAGGUCACUCUUAAUAUCUUAGUUAUUUGUCAUCUGGCAUAAUGUCACAUUUAAAAAUAGAAUAGGACUAAUCCAUGGUGGUAUCUUGCUGUUUAAAUUUAUUCUGGUUGCAUUUUUUGGGCAAUGUCUAGCCUAAAGGACUAGCCCAAAUUGGUCAAAAUGUUCGUCAUUGUUUCUGUUUUUAUUAGUUGUAGAACAAGGGAACCUACUGAUAGGCAACUGCAAGCCUGAAGCAUCAUUCCACUAUUUUUUAUCUUUCCACCUAUUGCUUUAUUAUUAUGGGUUCACGUGCGCUUGGGCGGCUUGGCGUUAAAUAUGGCCAAGUAUCAGUCUUUGAGUUGUCAGGUUCGCUAAUUUAGUAAUGGUUAAAAAAACAAAAGUAUUGCCCUAUCUGUCUCCUGCUAAAUUUUACGCAGGUCCUGGUGUAGAACAUGAAGGUUUCAUAAAAAAAAAACUCGACCACGGGGAGAAGAUGUCCCCUGGUUUUGUCUUAAGAGGGGAGUACCAAACCCUUUAGGGAGGUAUUCACACGACUUGCGAGCACCUGUGUUCGAGCCCAGGUGGGCGGCCUCUCAACUGUUGGCUCUACCAACCUAGCUACUGCUCGGUUCGCGCAACAUGCAGAACAACCAUAUGAUAGUAUUCCAAACUUCACUGCUGCUGAUGCAUUAAGGCUUACUGGUGUUGGGAGAAAUGAGUUUAUUGAUAUUAUGAACAAAUGCAGAUCAAAGAAAUUAAUGUGGAAGCUGAACAAAUCGAUCGCAAAAGAAAUGCUGCCUACACAACCUGUUGACUUCUCAGUUGAGCCUUGGUGGGGGGUUUGUCUUGUUAACUUUACAUUGGAAGAGUUUAAGAAACUUUCAGAAGAAGAGACAACAACAAUAGACAAAAUAUGCAAAGAGGAAGCCAAUUCAUAUGUUCUUUUUGAUCCAAAGGUUAUAGAUGGCCUUUAUAAAAGAGGGCUUGUGUACUUCGAUGUGCCUGUUUACCCAGACGACCGUUUUAAAGUUUCCAGGCUUGAAAAUUUUGUUUCUAACAAGGAUCAAUCGUAUGAAGACCCAAUUGAAGAGCUACUGUAUGCUGUAUUUGUUGUAUCAAGUGCUAAUGCUACUGUCGCUGAAUUGGCUGCAACUCUACAGGCUGACCUUUAUCAGCUGCAGGCAGCUGCAUCAUUUGCUUGUCGAUUGGGCUGGGCUGUAAAACUAUUGGAUGCAGACUCUGUUCUUAAUGAUGAAGGUGCACAUGCGUUUCCCGGUAAUAUUCUUAGUGAUGAUGAAGAAGGUUCAAAUACAAGUAUCAACUCAGAAAAGUCUGGUCAACAAUUGGUUAGCAUGGAUUCUGAUGGACCCAGGAAAAUAUCUGGAGCUGCUCAUGUGGGCUUUGUUGUUGAUGCCAAUGUUACUUCAUACUUGAUGAUGGGUUCAUUGUCCCCAGGUUUAAAAUCUCAUGCUGUCACACUUUAUGAGGCUGGAAAGCUGGGUGAUUCUUGCAUUGCAGAACUAUGUAGUGAUCUGGCUAGUUUAGAGGGAAAGAAAUUUGAGGGUGUUCUAGAGGAGUUUGCAAAUCAUGCAUUCAGUCUGCGAUGCUUCUUGGAGUGUUUACAAUCUGGUGGAGUUUCUAUGAACGAAGUGACUGAUUAUGCUGGUGAAGCUUUGCAUGACAUUGACAGUGCUACUGGCCAUUUGGCCAAAGUAAAUAUCGAGGUUGUUCAUGAUGAUAACCGUGAUGAAUUACCCCAUCAUAACCAGUGUACAGGUGAUUUAGAUAAUAGUGAUGGGAAUAUAUUGUCACCAGCAAUGGCUUUAUCUGAAAGUGGGGAAAACAUGGUGAAAAACGACUCAGAGAAUGGUUCAAUCACGCAACUAGAUGUUUCAACUGACACUCGAGUGUCAAAGAACAAAAGGAAGUACAAAGUUGAUAUUCUUCGAUGUGAGAGCUUAGCCUCACUUGCCCUGGCAACACUGGAACGUCUGUUACUCCGGGACUAUGACAUUAUUGUUUCAAUGGUUCCUCUUCCUUCUUCGUCAGUUCUUCCAGGCCCUUCAGGCCCAAUUCAUUUUGGCCCACCUUCUUAUUCCUCCAUGACACCUUGGAUGAAGCUACUAUUGUAUACAGCAGGGCAUUGUGGACCGGUAUCUGCUAUUUUCAUGAAAGGACUGCGUUUUAGACUGCUGCCUGAACCAUUAGCUGGUUGUGAAAAAGCACUGAUAUGGUCUUGGGAUUGCUCUGUGGUGGGUGGACUAGGAGGGAAGUUUGAAGGGAGCUUAGUCAAGGGCAACCUACUGUUACACUGCUUGAACUCGAUGCUUAAACAAUCUGCUGUGCUGGUGCAACCACUUAGUAUAAAUGAUUUAAACGCAUCUGGAAACCUUGUCACUGUCGAUAUUCCUUUACCCCUAAAGAAUGAUGAUCAGUCAAUUGCAUCUGCGGUAGCUCACACUAAUCUGCCAAAGGAACAGGUCUUAAAUUUGACCUCUGUAUUGAAAAAUCUAUCCAGUAAAUUUGAGCUGACAACACUUGGUUACCUUCGUUUACUAAGACUUCAAAGGAUUGAUGAACCGGAAAAAUUUGACCCAGAAAAUUUAAAUUAUCAGUGGGUGCCUUUGAGCUUGGAGUUUGGGAUUCCGUUAUUCAAUCCGAAGUUGUGUGAGAGGAUUUGUGAAAGGGUGGUUGCAUCCCAUAUGCUUCAGAAAGAUGAUCUAACUGAACAUUGUGAUGUGAUGCAAAAUAUAAGAAGGCAACUGAGAGAACUUUGUAGUGAAUAUCAAGCAACAGGUCCAAUAGCAAAGUUGUUUAAUAAGCGUGGAAGCUCAAGGGACACACCGCGCAGCUUAAUCAACAGUAUUAGUAGCAGAUGGAAUCUCAGUAAUGACCCUUCAACUCCAACCAGCGGAGGAGCCCCAAGUGAACAUGAGAGGCUGAAAUUUGCUGGACGGCAGAGAUGCCACACAGAAGUUGUGAGCUUUGAUGGGAGCAUUGUCAGGUCAUAUGCACUUGCUCCUGAGCACAAUGAGGCCGCCACCAAACCUAUCUCCGAGGAAAACUCAUCCGUACAUGAUGUAAAACCAGAUCCAGAAGAGACAGACAGCAAGGACGUAGUCUUGCCAGGAGUUAAUCUUAUAUUUGAUGGAGCCGAAUUACAUCCCUUUGAUAUUGCUGCUUGCCUUCAAGCACGCCAACCUCUUUGGCUUAUAGCUGAGGCAUCAGCAGCUUCAUCGGCAUUUGUAUGAUGUGUCCAUAACUCCAUUAUAGCCAUUAUGAUUCCAAUAUCUUCAAGUUGGUGGAUGAAAAUUCAUUCGUUGCAAGGCGGCUCCUCAAAGGCACAUAUUAUCAGUCUGAUUCUUAGGAAAACCAAAGUAGCAGGCUGCUGCUUUUUGCGCUAUCACCAAGUGCUUUCAUACGAAUUGACUGGAUGGAGCUCAUCAACUGGGGAGAUGCAUUUUUUGAAGCCACCUACUCCAUCAUAUGUAAGUACACGUCUUCAAGCUGGCGCUUUAUUUGUUUCUCAAGUUGUGCCAAGGUUUGGACAGCAACUUGCUGAGAAUACUGAAUACCUGAAUGUUGAUUUUGGAGGUUGCCCAUUGUGGAUCAGCUCAAGUUACCAUGCUCAAAUAGACGCCUGAGAUUGUUUCAUGUGAGUGCCAGUAGUGACAGUGUUUUCUCCGUAAAACAGUGUUCUUUUUGUGUGAUUUAGAUUCCUUUAUUUCAGUACCUAAUGGAGAAGGCUUCCAAUUAUGAAAAGAGAAUCAAACUGAAAAUUCACGUACUAGAUUGAACUGGUUUGAGACAAAUCAGGAUUGUUAUACUUUUUUUCUUUUCAUGCCCCUUUAGAACUGUUCUUUCUAUAUCAUUAUACUUUUUUUCUUUUCGUGCC
This is a messenger RNA of Phragmites australis (common reed), 4075 nucleotides long. RefSeq lists its product as uncharacterized. The coding region runs from base 912 to 3431 and encodes 839 amino acids. The transcript has 9 exons. Lineage: Eukaryota; Viridiplantae; Streptophyta; Magnoliopsida; Poales; Poaceae. The record is from RefSeq and is a predicted model, not a curated record.